AUGGAAGGCUCAUAUCCCAUCCACCCUGCCCAGGCAAUGCAAUCGCCAUUCUUCUACUACAACCCGGACCCUCAAGGGGAGAACACACGCCAACACGGUCACUUCACACCCCACCCAUCCGGACAGGCUACCUUCCAAGCACAGAACAUGUACUACCAGAGGCCAACGUCGGCAUGCUCUCAGAUGUCCUACCCUCAGACCGCCUACGCCAACCAGAUGCUGACUCCCGUCGCAUCUCCUCAGCCAAUGUACCAGAAGCCAACGAUCUUGAUCCAACCUCAAGACUCGCCAUACCUUCACCCCAUUGACACUGACUACUCGUUCUCGCCUGCCACACCUCCUCUUUCAUCGUGCGGUAGCAACACCAGCAGCCCUCCUUCCACAUGCGAUGUCCUCCCUACACCGCUGCACGACAUGUUCUCUGCUGAGGGUAUCGAGGGUGUAAAGCAGGGCUGCGAAGGCGAGGUCUUCUCUGAGCUCCUCUCUGCCGGUCUCGAAUGGCGUUCAGCCUCCCCACCCAUGACACCAGUCUACAUCCAGCCUCCGUCGGCUAACCAGGGGUCCUACCUCCUGUCUGCAACUUCAUGCCCCUCGCUUUCCCCAUCACCAUCACCAGUGCCCCGCUCUGCCUUUGCGGAAGCCGAGAACAACUUCUGCAACCCCCGCGAUCUCACCGUCUCCGCCACUACCGAGCUUCCUAUCGUCACACUUUGCCCCGGCGACGAGGAGCACAAAGUUGUCCUCAAGGGUGAGACUGCCAAGGUAGACAGCUUCGAGCCUGCUCAGUCGUUCCACUUCACUGGACUCCCUACUUUCGAGCCCCUGUUCGAGCUUGACUGCGAGGACGACUUCACGGGCCUGGUCAACUUCUCCACCGACAACGCCCACUUUUGCGGCAGCAAGCGCCAGCGCACUGACCUAGGUGCCUUUUCUCCCGAAGAGGACUUCCUCAGCGACGAGAGCUUCACCGACUUCGAGGAGGAGCUUGUCAACGGCCUGCCCCUUACCCCUGCCACCAGCGACUUUGACAUGUCGGCCACUUCCGACAUGAAGAGGCGUACAGUCAAGAAGGCUCGUUCCGAGUUCAGCGAGACAGAGUCCGACUACCAGGGUAAGCAACAGACAUCCGGUGAUGACAACACCAUGUCUGGAGCAUCAAGCCAACAAGAAUCAGGUCAAGCCGAAAACGCUGUCGGCUCCAGCUCAGACGAACACGCCACUCCCGUCGCGCCUACCAGCCGUCGCGGUCGCAAGCAGUCGCUCACCGACGACCCUUCCAAGACCUUCGUCUGCACUCUGUGCUCGCGUCGCUUCCGCCGUCAAGAGCACCUCAAGCGCCACUACCGCUCUCUCCACACUCACGACAAGCCCUUUGAGUGCACCGACUGCGGUAAGAAGUUCUCCAGGAGCGACAACCUGUCGCAGCACCAGCGCACCCACGGCACUGGCGCUGUCAGCCUCGAGGUCAUGGGCUCCGACUUCCAUCACUCGGACAUGCAGCACGGCCAACCCGGCGCGUUCGGCGCACAGGCGCCUUCCACCAUGGGCGAGAUCCUCUACAACGCCGCUGCCGAGAUCCCCACAUCAAGCUCAGACGGAUCCGAGAACGAGUCUUCCCCCAGCCAGAAGAAGCGCAAGAGGAACGAGUAA
Alternaria ventricosa is the source of this 1650-nucleotide messenger RNA. RefSeq lists its product as uncharacterized. The transcript is spliced from 2 exons. Gene Ontology annotation, biological process: regulation of DNA-templated transcription. Gene Ontology annotation, molecular function: RNA polymerase II cis-regulatory region sequence-specific DNA binding; DNA-binding transcription factor activity, RNA polymerase II-specific. The coding region runs from base 1 to 1650 and encodes 549 amino acids. The record is from RefSeq and is a predicted model, not a curated record. Lineage: Eukaryota; Fungi; Ascomycota; Dothideomycetes; Pleosporales; Pleosporaceae.